Molecule: messenger RNA, 1056 nt
Organism: Mya arenaria
Lineage: Eukaryota; Metazoa; Mollusca; Bivalvia; Myida; Myidae
Product: neuropeptide receptor 15-like
Exons: 2
Coding region: 58-1056 (332 amino acids)
Biological process (GO): G protein-coupled receptor signaling pathway
Cellular component (GO): plasma membrane
Molecular function (GO): G protein-coupled receptor activity
Source: RefSeq, a predicted model, not a curated record
AACCCAACAACGACGGCGGUGAUAAUUGUAUGGUCGCUGUUGUUUGUCCUCGUCGGUAUGGUCGGAAUAGGAGGAAACCUAUUGGUUGUGCUCUCCGUCUUGUGCAACAAAAAAAUGAGGACGUCAAUGACCAACCUUCUCAUUACCAACUUAGCAGUGGCGGACCUUUUAAUCAUGGUACUGGGGAUACCGGAAAUAGUGGAAUUCAUGCGGAAUUUAGGAUGGACGUUAGGUCUUGUCACGUGUAAAAUAAACCGCUUCGUUCUGGUUUCCGCUCUAUACGGAUCCAUCCUAACCCUUGUGGCAAUUUCUGUGGAAAGAUACAUCGCCAUCAUUCAGCCGAUCAAGGCUCACAUCCUGUGUAACAAGCGCCGCCUGGCGGUUGUCCUUGGCUGCGUGUGGCCACUUUCCUGGACGGCAGCCUUGCCAACGGCCCUCUUCAAUUCACUGCACCACAGUGGACCAGAUAGCAUCCAGUUUUGCAUGCUUCGAUUUCCGGCCAACCACGAUAAAACAUUCCUGGUCUUCAAGUAUACAGAGUCUGUCCUGUUUUAUUACAUCCCUAUGUGUGUACAGAUUGUCCUUUACACGAUCAUAUCAAAGCACCUAUUCACUGGUACGGACAGAUUGUACCGGCGGGUGCAUGUGCGAGAUAUGCAUGGUAUGUCAGUUGAACGAGUCUCAGACGCCCUAAACGCAAGGCGCGGUGUUGUUAAAAUGCUGAUUCUAAGUGUAUUUGUAUACUUUGUUAGCUAUUCUCCUCACCAAAUUCUCCUCAUAUACAACACGGUGUCUCCUACAUCGUUCCAUGAAAACUGGUCUAGCCUUGUUUUUACAAUGAUCAUUGCAUAUGUAAACUCGGCAGCCAAUCCUGUCCUCUACAGCAUAUUUAGCCAGAACUUUCGACAGUGUUACCGCCAGUUUAUCCUGCGGUUGGUGGGCGUCAGGACUGCGGAGCGGAAGAUCCCGAAUCAUCCGCCAUCGCAGCACACCACCCAUGGAUCACCCAGGAUCUGGCGACAUAUGAGCUCCAUUACUGCGUCAACAAAUGUGUAA